Molecule: messenger RNA, 230 nt
Organism: Symbiodinium pilosum
Lineage: Eukaryota; Dinophyceae; Suessiales; Symbiodiniaceae
Source: the annotation of a GenBank genome assembly
GCUACGAUCAGUUCCUGCGAGAAGGGCGCACAGUGGCCUCUGGCUGUCUUUCUUCUCGACACCAUGCCGACUGUGAAGCUACGCCCCAACAUCAUCAGCUACAGUGCUAGCAUCAGUGCCUGCGAAAAGGGGGAGCAAUGGCAAUUGGCACUGCACCUCUUUAGCUCCAUCCCGAAAGCCAAGCUUUCACCGACCGAAAUUAGCUACAACGCUACCAUCAGCUCCUGCGA